Molecule: messenger RNA, 225 nt
Organism: Rangifer tarandus platyrhynchus (Svalbard reindeer)
Lineage: Eukaryota; Metazoa; Chordata; Mammalia; Artiodactyla; Cervidae
Source: the annotation of a GenBank genome assembly
AUGGGUAGGCGAGACAUCCACGGAGUGGGCGGGGCCACGGGACCAAGCGGCCUCGGGCGUGAGCCGAGAGGGGCCAGAGCGGUGAGGUCUUGCAGGUCUCUGCAAGUGCCGCGGCAGCGUGGCGUAUCCUGCGACCACGGCGGGAGAAAACCGGCACUUUCUUCAACAGUAGGUUGUAGCUUUCUGGGCAAGAUCAUCGGAAAAUCUAAGAACUAUGAACCUUAG